AUGGCGGCCGGCGGCUUCGGAGCGGGCGCUCGGCUUCCCGUACUCGGCAUGGCCGCCAAAGGGGCCCGGCAACGGACGCGGGCUGGCGGCGGCGGGGAGUCGGCUCGGCCGCGGUCGGAAGCCUCGGGCGCGGAGGAGAGCCGCUCGGAGUCAUCUGGGAGCAAAGCAGGACAAGUUUGGGCCCCUGAAGGAUCAACAGCUUUCAAGUGUCUCAUCUCAGCCCGGUUCUGUGCAGCUCUCUUGAGCAACAUCUCAGAUUGUGAUGAGACAUUUAACUACUGGGAACCGACACACUACCUCGUUUAUGGAAAGGGGUUUCAGACGUGGGAAUAUUCCCCAGCCUAUGCCAUCCGCUCCUAUGCUUACCUGUGGCUUCAUGCCUUACCAGCCUUGUUCCACGCUAGAGUUCUGCAGACUAACAAGGUUCUUAUCUUCUAUUUCCUCCGAUGUUUCCUGGCCUUCCUGAGCUGCAUUUGUGAACUCUACUUCUACAAGGCUGUGUGCAAGAAGUUUGGGCUACAUGUGAGCCGCCUGAUGUUGGCCUUCUUAGUACUCAGCACAGGGAUGUUUUGCUCAUCUGCAGCUUUCCUCCCAAGCAGUUUCUGCAUGUACACCACAGUGAUUGCCAUAACUGGUUGGUAUAUGGACAAGACCUCUGUAGCAGUGCUGGGGGUGGCCGCUGGAGCCCUUCUGGGCUGGCCCUUCAGUGCAGCUCUUGGGCUUCCUAUUGCCUUUGACUUGUUGAUACUGAAGCAGAGGUGGAAAAGUUUCUUCAACUGGUGUGUGGUGUCCUUGAUCCUGUUUUUGGUGCCACUGGUAGCUGUGGACAGUUAUCACUAUGGGAAGCUGGUAGUUGCACCUCUCAACAUUGUUUUAUACAAUGUCUUCACCCCUCACGGACCUGAUCUCUAUGGUACAGAACCCUGGACCUUCUAUUUCAUCAAUGGCUUUCUGAAUUUCAACGUGGCAUUCAUUUUGGCACUGCUUGUGCUGCCACUGACUUGUCUGAUGGAGUGUCUGCUUCAGAAAUUUCAUGUUCAGAAUCUGGGCCGUCCCUACUGGCUGACGCUUGCUCCUAUGUACAUUUGGAUCAUGAUUUUCUUCACUCAGCCCCACAAAGAGGAGAGGUUUCUCUUUCCCAUCUAUCCCCUCAUCUGCCUCUCUGGUGCUGUGGCUCUCUCUGCUCUUCAGAAAUGUUACCACUUCAUCUUCCAGCGCUACCGCCUGGAGCACUACACAGUCUCCUCCAACUGGCUGGCCCUGGGGACUGUCCUUCUCUUUGGCCUUUUGUCACUCUCACGCUCUGUUGCCUUGUUCAGAGGCUACCAUGGGCCCCUGGACCUGUACCCAGAGUUCCACAGGAUUGCUACUGACCCAAGCAUUCACACAGUGCCAGAGGGCAGGCCAGUUAAUGUCUGUGUGGGAAAGGAAUGGCACAGGUUCCCUAGCAGCUUUCUCCUGCCAGACAACUGGCAGCUCCAGUUCAUCCUGUCAGAAUUCAGGGGCCAGUUACCAAAACCAUUUGCCAAGGGAGCCAUGGCCACACGGAUCAUCCCCACUGACAUGAAUGACCAAAACAGGGAGGAGCCAUCCAGAUAUAUUGACAUUUCCAAAUGCCACUAUCUGGUGGACUUGGAUACAGGAGUUGAAACCCCAAGGGAGCCAAGGUAUUCCUCCCACAAGGAAGAGUGGGUAACCAUUGCCUACAAGCCAUUCCUAGAUGCUUCCAGGUCCUCCAAGCUGCUGCGUGCAUUCUACAUCCCUCUGCUCUCGGAGCAGUACACCUGGUAUGCAAACUACACCAUUCUGAAAUCCAGGAGGUCAAAGCAAAGCAGGAGGAAAAUGGGAGGGUAG
This is a messenger RNA of Indicator indicator, 1854 nucleotides long. It is a transcript of the gene ALG9, whose product is annotated as ALG9 alpha-1,2-mannosyltransferase. The transcript has 16 exons. Gene Ontology annotation, biological process: protein N-linked glycosylation. Gene Ontology annotation, cellular component: endoplasmic reticulum membrane. The record is from RefSeq and is a predicted model, not a curated record. Bases 1 to 1854 code for a protein of 617 amino acids. Gene Ontology annotation, molecular function: alpha-1,2-mannosyltransferase activity. Lineage: Eukaryota; Metazoa; Chordata; Aves; Piciformes; Indicatoridae.